AUGAAUAUGAACAUCACCCAGUUGUUUUGGUCCACGCAGGUCUUCACCAAGAUCAAAUACCAGUUCACGUGGAUGCUCUUUGACAAAGUCAUGGCUGGGGCUUGUGGCCCCGUAGCCAUGACGAGUCUCACGGAAUACAACCCUGCACCUACAGGGAUCUCAUCAUUACCCAUUGUUGAGCUCUAUGCAGGUGCGAAUGCAGAUCAAGUACCAGUUCACGUGGAUGCUCUUUGA
This is a messenger RNA of Penicillium vulpinum, 234 nucleotides long. RefSeq lists its product as uncharacterized. The transcript has a single exon. Bases 1 to 234 code for a protein of 77 amino acids. The record is from RefSeq and is a predicted model, not a curated record. Lineage: Eukaryota; Fungi; Ascomycota; Eurotiomycetes; Eurotiales; Aspergillaceae.